CCUCUUGCGCACACAAUGAACCUUGUCAGGGGCAGAAAAAAAGGCCGACGUGCCAAGGACUAGGGCUAGCGCGGGCGGCCUGCAAGCAAGGGGCCGUCCGUGGUGGCUGCUUCUAUGCCAAGCGUGGAUGACAGGGGGCGCUCAGCGACCGCACUUUCAGGCCGAGCAGAGGCUUCGGGACUCCCACCUUGAAUCGACCAAAAUCCGGGGAAAUGACCGACAGGCAGUUCGUGCGUUGAGUGCCGUUUCGUCGCGUAUAGAUUGGGCUCAUUUUGUUGGCCAUGUUCGUGAUAUCUCCUUCGGUCUGGCAUCUGUUGCUGUUUCGGAUCACAGGGUCAACAUCCCACUCUUGGAAGGUGCGGCCGUCUCCAGCCUCCCUCUGGUAGCGAAAUGGUGCGAGAUGGCCGGAAUCUGUGGUCUUGCUUGCCUCUUUCGUCCAACCUCAUCCAUCCAUCCCUUCUUCUCGCCCUGGGAUGAAGAUGCAUGGGCAAACCUGGCGGUAGGCUUGCGCACCCAACCCAAUGAACACCCCUGGGGACCUGGAAGGUGUGUGCUGGAUCGAGGAUUCAGGAGAACAGCUCAGGCUUUCUCCCCUUCCUGGCGGUUUGGGACGCGAGGGCAAGCAUCGUCCGCCCCGAUCUCACAGCCACUCACCGUGCCGAAUGUCCUCAUGCCGAGCACUGGAAGGAGGUACCCCUGCCUAAGAAACAGGGGUCUAAAGGUGGGGCAAGUGCUACCGACGUUCGUGAGUGGCACAGAGCGCCUUGACGCUGAAACGGACGUCUGCGGGGCUAAGAAGCGGAUAAAAUCUAAUCAAGACAGUGGAAACCUCUUUCGACUACUCCGUGUGAACCUGGCAAAGGUUUACUAUGUUCACCUCAGCUGUUGCAGAAAGGAUCUAGUCAUCUGCGGAUUUUUUUCUUGUUUGAUAAAAGACUCAAAAGCUCCCUCCAUCGGCGCUUAGUAGGCCUUGCGGGGUUACCUAUCCGAGGCCAGCUUGCGUGGCCGAGCUGUCAAACUGCCAGGAUCUCUUGCCUGGCCUUGCCCAGCAACCUCCUAGGCCUUCCACGUCGUUUUCACACGUAUGGACAUUAGACGGGCCUAGGGGGACUGGCGAAGCACAGCUUUAGGUAGAUCAGGUGUUCCCUCGCCACGAACCGGUCAGUAGAAACAAGAGCGAAAAUCCUUGAAGAUGUCCAGACGGCCUGAGCAUGAGGUCUUAUUUCGCCUACGUUUAUUUUUGCAACGUUCAUGCACGUCAAGGACGGUGGCGCAGUCGUCUGUUCUCAGGCGGAUAUUGACGCGAUGACAUGAUCGACGCCGGGGGUUUCCCGCAAGCAAACCGCCCCAAUGCCCGGCAGCCUGGCUAGCUAGGUAGGUAUGGUUGUAAUG
This is a messenger RNA of Lasiosphaeria miniovina, 1392 nucleotides long. RefSeq lists its product as uncharacterized. The record is from RefSeq and is a predicted model, not a curated record. Bases 128 to 964 code for a protein of 278 amino acids. Lineage: Eukaryota; Fungi; Ascomycota; Sordariomycetes; Sordariales; Lasiosphaeriaceae. The transcript has a single exon.